Molecule: messenger RNA, 822 nt
Organism: Brassica oleracea var. oleracea
Lineage: Eukaryota; Viridiplantae; Streptophyta; Magnoliopsida; Brassicales; Brassicaceae
Exons: 1
Coding region: 204-410 (68 amino acids)
Source: RefSeq, a predicted model, not a curated record
ACCAUUACACCAUCCACCACAACUCCAAAAAGAAAAAAAAAAAGAAAAAAAGUUCCACAACACCAUAAAACCCCAAAACCACCACUUCUACCAUCAAAGAAAGAAAACACAGAGAAACGUUCCUCUCUGAAACCAAUCGUGGCUGUAUAUAAAAGAGUUCUCAUUUCCGAUUCUUGAUAGAUCUAAACCUUAAUCAAGAAGAUAUGGUAUGUUUCUGUUUCUUGGUGGAUCAGAAGAGGAAAGUGAAGCGGAGCAAACCGGCGGCAGGAACUUGCUCACGGUGCGGCCAUGGCGCUAGCAUCGCCGACAUGAAGACGUCGACAAGAUUUUGUUUCCUUCCAAUUUACUGGAAAUCUUGGAGAGCCGUCGUUUGCAGUUUCUGUGGCUCUGUUCUUAAGUCCUACCGUUAAAAGAUUUUCCAGUUUAUUAACCACUAGAUUUUCAUUACUAUGUUUAACAUAAAUAUAAAAUAACAUAUAAAUAUAUAUGUAUGUGUGUGGGUAGUAUAGAGAUCAUAGGUUUUCUUUUGAAUAAAAUUCUACGAGUCUACGUGCAAGAGGAUUUUUUUGACAUGUUAAAACCUCUUGUAAUUAUUUAACGGAACUAUAUGGGUAGGGUCAUCGUAUAUAUAUAAUUAAUGAGGGUGAAAGUGAUUAGUGUUCUCAAUAUGAUUUUAAUAGUGUAAGAUGUUAUCUAAUUUGUAUAAUUGUUUUCCCGAUUAAUAUUACACAAGAGCUUUUUUGUUGUUAGUUGUUAGUAGCUUGAGUUAUUUGUAUCCAUAUAUGAAAGUUGAAAUGAAAUGAGAAUAUUGGUGUUGGCUAA